Messenger RNA from Melanotaenia boesemani (Boeseman's rainbowfish), 4934 nucleotides. It is a transcript of the gene cntn3a.1, whose product is annotated as contactin 3a, tandem duplicate 1. The coding region runs from base 551 to 3637 and encodes 1028 amino acids. Gene Ontology annotation, molecular function: cell-cell adhesion mediator activity. The record is from RefSeq and is a predicted model, not a curated record. Gene Ontology annotation, biological process: cell-cell adhesion; brain development. The transcript is spliced from 23 exons. NCBI's taxonomy places the organism in Eukaryota, Metazoa, Chordata, Actinopteri, Atheriniformes, Melanotaeniidae.
UGCGCUCUCGGGUUGAAGACUGAUCUCAGUCAGACCACGAACGCUUUCUGCUUCUAAAAUGAAUGAAUACCAUUCAUAGAGGAAAAUGUAAACCGCCAGUAGCGCAACAGUCCUGCUCAGACACCACAGCUCCGGGAUUGGUGUGGACAGGACUUCUGUGUAACUACGUGUCUAUGUCGGAGACGUGAGAAGGAGCAGGCGAAGAGACUGGACGCUAUUAUUCGGACUCUAGAUAAACUAACUGAGGAUUGGGAGCGUGCCCAAUACCAAGGGUGAAAAAGCAAGUGGCGAGUUUGGGGCCAUUUGCACGACAGCUUCUUCUUCCGCACUUUUGAGGAGACGAACUUAACUGUCGCUCUGGACUCAACGCUGAUGGGAGCUGUUGAGCUGAAGGAGUGAGGAGAUGACAAACGUAACAUGGACACACUAAAGGGAUCAAUAACAAACGUCGCAGGAGAUGUAAUCAGAAAAACGGUGAAACUGCUGGAAAAGACAAAUCCAAAAUUCUACACACCUGUGACUGAGCCUGUACUGACCAAAGACCGCUAAGAUGGAGUUGCUAUGGAAACUCAUAAUGUUGCUGUCAUUGGUAGAGCAUCUGUCAGGAAGUGGAAUCCUGCUGAGGCCUGUGUUCACCAAACAACCAGGCAGUGUGGUGUUUCCCAUUCAGCCUGGUGAGAUUCGUAGAGAAGUGGUGUUUAGCUGUGAGGCCCAAGGACAUCCUCUGCCCUUCUACAGGUGGAAGCUCAAUGACUCUUUCAUCCUGCCCAGCUCGGGAUCACGUUACUCUCUAAUGGGUGGAAACUUACACAUCAGUCAGCUGAAUAAAGAGGAAGAUGUUGGUGUGUAUCAGUGCCUGGCAUCCAACUCCUUUGGCACAAUCAUCAGUAGAGAGGCCAGUCUCCAUGUUGCCUAUUUGGAGAAUUUCAAGACUCAGAAAAGAGGUCCAGUGAGGGUUCGCGAAGGUCAAGGAGUGGUCUUACUGUGUGGUCCACCCCCUCACUCUGGAGAUCUUACCUUCACAUGGAUCUUCAAUGAGUACCCAUCCUUUGUCAUCCAGGACACUCGCCGAUUUGUCUCCCAGAAGACAGGCAACCUUUACAUCGCAAAAGUGGAGCCCUCUGACGUUGGCAACUACACAUGUGUUGUGACAAACAUGGUCACCAAAACCAGUGUUCAAGGACCACCAACACCUCUAGUCCUGCGGGUCGAUGGUGUGAUGGGUGAAUACGAGCCAAAGAUUGAAGUGCAGUUCCCUGAAGUUGUCCCUGUCGCUAAGAGCUCGACAGUCAAACUGGAAUGUUUUGCACUCGGAAACCCAGUGCCAACAAUCAGCUGGAAAAGAGUGGAUGGUGCCUCUUUUGGCAGGAAGGUGGACAUAAAUAAAGCCAGUGGAGUUUUAGAGAUCCCAUAUUUCCAACAGGAGGAUGCAGGGAUAUAUGAAUGUGUAGCUGAAAACAGCAGAGGAAGAAACUCGGUUAAAGGAAAACUUUCUUUUUAUGCUCCACCACAGUUGAUUGAGAAGCCCCAGGAUGUUCAGAAGACCAUUGAUGACACUCUGGUUUGGGAAUGCAAAGCCAACGCUAAGCCCAAGCCCUCAUACCGCUGGCUGAAGAAUGGAGAGCCUCUGGACCCCAUGGAGCAGGACAGAAUUCAGGUAAAUAAUGGAGUGCUGACAUUAAACAGCUUGAAUAUGGCUGACAUUGGCAUGUACCAGUGCGUGGCAGAGAACAAGCAUGGCCGAAUCUUCAGCAACGCUGAGCUACGAGUCAUUGCCAUUGCUCCAGAUUUCUCCCAGAACUUGUUAAAGGCUCAAACUUUGGCCAGACAGGGUGGCGACGUUCUUAUUGAAUGCAAGCCUAGGAUGUCUCCUCGGGGUGUGAUUUCAUGGAGGAAGGGGAAGGAAGCCCUGCGAGAGAGCCACAGAGUCACAGUGUUGGAUAAUGGAAGCCUACGGAUAUCCAACGUUACUAAAAUGGAUGCAGGACUGUACACUUGCGUAGCCAGAAAUCAGUUUGGAGUAGCGAGCAGUGCUGGGAGCCUUUUGGUUAAAGAGACAACUGUGAUCACCAGUCCAGCCGGCUACCUGGAUGUGACGGUGGGGGAAAGCGUCGUGCUCCCCUGUCAGGUUUCACAUGACCCAACUCUGGACCUCAAGUUCACCUGGUUCUUCAACGAGCAGCUCAUCCAUUUUGGAAGCCACGCAUACUUUGAAAAAGUUGGAGGGCGUUCAGCUGGAGAUAUUAUGAUCCGUAACAUUCAACUGAGGCAUGCUGGGAAAUACACAUGUGCCGUUCAGACUAAAGUGGACAGUGUGUCCAUUGCCACAGAUGUGGUUGUCAGAGGUCCUCCAGGCCCGCCUGUGGACUGCCGGGUGACUGAGAUGACUGAGACCACUGCCUCUGUAUCCUGGGGACCUGGAUUGGACAACCACAGCCCCAUCCUCAGCUACACCAUCCAGGCCAGAACGCCUUUCUCUCUAGGCUGGCAAGCCGUUACCACAGUUCCCAGACUGCUAAGGGGGAAGCAGCUGUCAGCCACUGUCGUUGAAUUGAGUCCCUGGGUGGAGUAUGAGUUCAGAGUUUUAGCAACAAACGACAUAGGGACAGGAGAGCCCAGCAAACCCUCCACAAAGGCCCGUACCAAAGAGAUGCUUCCCAGAGUGACCCCAGCAAGGGUGAACGGAGGUGGUGGAGGACGUUCAGAACUGGUCAUUACUUGGGAACCCGUCCCUGAGGAGCUGCAGAGCGGUCCUGGAUUUGGAUAUGUGGUGGCUUUCCGCCCACUCGGAGCACCAGGCUGGAUGCAGGCUGCUGUCACAUCCCCAGAUGCUUCUAGAUAUGUCUUCAAGAAUGAGAGCAUCCCUCCAUUCUCCCCAUACCAGGUUAAAGUUGGGGUUUACAACAACAAGGGAGAAGGCCCUUUCAGUCCAGUGACCACUAUCUACUCAGCAGAGGAAGAGCCCAGCAGAACUCCGGGAAGGCUCAGAGCGAGGAGUGUGUCAGCAUCUGAGGUAGAGGUCACCUGGAAGCCGUUGGCUUGGAGCAACAACCGCAGACGCAUCCUGGGCUACGAGCUGCGGUACUGGGGAGAGAAGGAAAAUCAGGAUGCAGCAAGUGUGAUCAGGACUGUGGGGAAUAAAACUUCAGUUCUCAUCAGGGAUCUGGAGGGCAGCAGUACCUAUUACGUGUCCCUACGGGCCUAUAACAGCGCUGGAAUCGGUCCACAGAGCACCAUAGUCAAUGUCACUACUAAGAAACCACCACCCAGCCAAGCGCCAGUCAAAAUCAUGUGGAACACUUCCAAUUCCAAGGUCAUCCUAAGGUGGGACCAAGUGCACGCCCUGGAGAAUGAGUCAGAAGUCACAGGAUAUAAGGUGAUGUACAGCCAGGACAAACACAGCCAUCCCAGUGUGGUGGAGACCAACAGCACCUCCUUGGAGCUGUCGCUGCCGGUCAACCAAGACUAUGUGAUCCAGAUUAAACCCUUCAGUGAGGGAGGAGAAGGCAUCAGCAGCCGCCAGAUAACUAUUCCUAAGGUUGAAGGCUCCAUAGCCAUGGGAGCAGCUCCAGGGUCCUUGGCAUUUUCAUCGGUGAACCUUGCAGCCCUAAUCCUCACAGCCAGAACGGUGCUAUGACAAACAUGCAGACACUACAGCUACCUAUUCAGAGGAAAAAACACCAGGUCAAAGACGACACAAGGCCGACAGCUGCGUUUCAACCUGCUCCCUCCCCUACCCGUGUCUUUCCUCUUUGCUCCACAAAGAGGUUUCUGUGAGGAAGAUUUUUUUCCACCACCUUUCUUAAGAGGUUACUGAAAGAAACCAGUUCUUUCAGAAGUUGCUUUUAUGGAACUGAAAGGAUGCCGUGAUUUGACUGACUGCAGUCUCUUUGACGAUCCACCUCCUUUUCUAACCAGCGAAUAUUCUAAUUUGGUUAUGACCUUGGAGGAUGCAUUAGGACAUUUAUAUGUUUUCUCUGUGGGACUGUGUGGGUUCUGUUAAAAGGAUAAGUACUGUUUGUACCACUGAACUUUUCUUCAAUGACUGAAUUUAAACAUAACUGAAAGCUGAGGGGACCCAAUUGUGUGUUUAAGUGGAUGAUGUUCGGUUUGAGCUUGCUUUAUGACAGGAAGUGCUGCUUCUUUUAUAGGAAACUGCAUCAUCUGAGAAAGAAAUCCAACUGGUUCUCAUCCCUGCCCCAAAAAAAUAUAAAUAAAAAAAUUUAAAAAAAAAAGAGAAAGAAAGAACAAAGAAAAAAAGUGUUAAGCCUCAUUGCUUUAUGACAAACCAUAAUUUGGGACCUUCCUGACUUUGCCUGGAUUGUAUUGGUAUUUUUACAUACAUGUCACUAUUAAACUGACUGAACCAAAGGAAUGAAGACAGCAAGGUUCACUUCAACCUGUUCUAUCAUCAUGAAAGGUAACCUGUUGACCCAAUGUGUGACUUCAUUGUAAAACAGCUAACCCAUGUUGAUAGUCAGUCUCACCUUCCUCCCUCAUCCACGAUAAGUGUGUAACAAAGGCACGUAUGUAUGAAAUCCUCAGGUCCCAAAUGCGCCUUAAGUCUUAUGAUUAUAAUCCAUGUUGUGAUUAUUCAAGAGAGGUAUUAUUUAUUUCCCUUUCCUGUUUUCCGUUUAUCAACAUUGUAUUUUGGUUUUCUUGUGAUUUUUCACUUUUACUAAUUUUUAAAUCAUAUCUUUGUGUGUUUUGGCUCAGAACAAACAGGCUUUUCUCUCAUGUCUGUCCUGAUGAGCAUUGUAACUCAGUAAGUGACAGUGAUUUCUGACUUUUCUAACAUAGCUCAUUACAAGUAGGGACAUUUUUUUGCUAACAGUAUUUCACUGUUUAGCAUGAGAUUUGUCUGUGUAUGUUCUUUGCUGAGGGUGUUUGAAUGGAUGAACCUGCUUUUAAUAAAGAUAAUGCCAUUUUCCUCA